AUGGGCAAGGACAAGCAGCGCCGUGGCCAGCAGCGGCAGGGGGGGCUUGCCACGGACGCCACCAGGCUCGACGACAUGGGACCGAAGAAGGGCAAAGGGGCCCCCAAGGAGUGCGGGGAGGAGGAGGCCCAGAAGUGCUGCGGCUGCCGGUUCCCGCUGCUGCUCGCCCUGCUGCAGCUGGCCUUGGGCAUCGCUGUGACCGUGAUGGGCUUUCUCAUGGCGAGCAUCAGCUCCUCCCUGCUAGUCAGAGACACUCCAUAUUGGGCUGGGAUCAUUGUCUGCUUGGUGGCCUAUCUCGGGUUGUUUAUGCUCUGUGUCUCCUAUCAAGUUGACGAACGAACAGGUAUCCAGUUUGCUAUGAAACUGCUGUACUUCCUACUCAGCGCCCUGGGCCUGAUGGUCUGCGUGCUGGCCGCGGCCUUUGCUGCCUACCACUACUUGCAGCUCAUUCAGCUGACCUGUGUGACCGCCCUUGAGUCCUGCCAAUGCAAACUGCCCUCGGAGGAGCCGCUGCGCAGGUCCUUUGUGUAUCGGGAUGUGACCGACUGUGCCAGCGUCACUGGCACCCUCAAACUCUUCUUUCUUGUCCAGAUGAUUCUUAACUUGGUCUGCGGCCUCGUGUGCUUGCGGGCCUGCUGUGUGAUGUGGGAACACAGGUACCAAGUCUUUUAUGUGGGUGUCAGGAUAUGCUCGCUAACACCUUCUGAAGACCAGCAGCAAAAGGUCUAGUGUUCUUGCUCAAAAGUAGGAGGGAAAACAGCUGAGGUUAAAAAAAAAAAAAAAAAGUUUGGCCAUAGGUAUUAUUCACCGUUUCUAAAUGAAUGUAUUUUUUUUCAGGAAAUGAAAGAGAUUUUCUUCAGACUUCUAUAGGAUUUAAAAAAAAAUUCUUGUGGUGAAAAUAAGAUCCAAAUUGACUCCAGAAUAUUAGAAGAAUGCUGAAUGGGGAAUAAUGGCAUAGAUGUGUCUUUAAGUCUGGAGUCGACGCCUCACACUCACUGUAUCGGUGACUUCUAGGCCCUUCUUUGCUGUUUGCCUGGUGAAGUUAGGCCCAUGUCCGCGGGAUUCUGUAGAGUCUGCCUGGGGGCGGUCCUCCUCCCACGCUGGUCCUUACUCUGUCGCCCAGAAUGUAGAGACAGGGCGAAGGGCUGAGGGCCAGAGACCCCUGCUGUUGUCCCUUGUAGAUCUGUCUGCAAGUCUUGAAGCAGCGGAAGGGAAGGAGCAGAGGCCCGGGAGGGAAGCAGCCUGCUCUGGGGCUGCCUGACUCUGCAAGUAGAUCAUUGACUAAAGGCUUUGGAAGAUUAUCUGUUUCUCAGUAAUUGAAAGCUAGCGAUAGUUGUAUUCUUAAUGAUGUAGACGCUUUAAAAAUAAUUACAUUAGGUUUCUAUUCUAUCAUCUAAAACAAAUCAUUAAAACUAAUUUCUAGCUAAUUGUUAAUUAUAAUUAUGCUCAGAAGUCUACUUAAUGAGCCCUGGCUGUACUUAUGUGGCGCUGUCAGUAUUAGGAGAAAUUACUCUCACAAGAGAGGAGGCUUGAAGAUUCUUUUCUUCUGAAAGCCAAGCUUUACAAGGAAGCAAAGGAAGCAAAAAACAAAACAAAACUUUAUU
Messenger RNA from Condylura cristata (star-nosed mole), 1604 nucleotides. RefSeq names its product sarcospan (gene SSPN). Gene Ontology annotation, cellular component: sarcolemma; dystrophin-associated glycoprotein complex. NCBI's taxonomy places the organism in Eukaryota, Metazoa, Chordata, Mammalia, Eulipotyphla, Talpidae. The coding region runs from base 1 to 729 and encodes 242 amino acids. The record is from RefSeq and is a predicted model, not a curated record. The transcript has 3 exons.